AAAUCUGGAUUAGUGUUUUUUUUUGUUCUCAUUAAUCAUUUUGUCAACAUUAUUUUCUCAUUCAUUUAUUUAUAGCUUCAAUUUAAUAUUCUGACAUUGAUUUGUUUCCAUCAUCUACUUAAUUUUAACCAUCAUUGACCAAACAUUUUAAAGCUCAAUCAUAUUACCAUUGGUAUUUGAUUUCGGUUUUAUUUUACUUCAUUUUUGGAUUAGUGACUUGGUUUCUAAUAUUCAUCUGGUUGUGAUUUGCUCUUUGUUCAAGUGUAUUACCCCGAGAGUGUGUUUAAGAUAUCGUUUAUUUCAGAUAUUAGAGAAUCCUUUGUGAGAAUCGCUGGUGGUAUUUGCAAGUGUGAAAAAAAUCGUCAUUUUUGAUCAUUUUACUCAUUGGAUUGUGACUUUUCUUUUGUUUAAUUGAAUUGGAAAUAUUAAAUUUACCUUGUUAAAUUUUUCUCAAAAUGGCCGAUCUUCUUGGUUCUAUUUUAAAAGCCAUGGAUAAACCUCCAUCAACGACCCGUAAUGAUCAAAGAACUGCUGCAGCUAAAAAACAAGAGGAAGCGAUGAGAAAAAUAGCCGAUGAAGAGAAAAGAAAAUUGAAAGAAUUCAAAGCGUCAAUUGAGAAGCGGGUGAAUGAAUUCAUUGCAGAUGAAUCUAAAUCUUCUUUAAAAUUCGAGCCAAUGGAAAAAGUUCAACGGACAAUCGUCCAUGAUGUUUGCGAUGCCAAUGGUUUAUAUGCUUCUUCUUUUGGACUCGAAGCCGAGCGUCACACUGUCAUCUAUAAACAAGAUGCUGUUCCCUCUGAAGAAGAGUUGGCCGCUCUUCGGCGAGGUGAAAUUUACGAUCCCGAAAAAGCUGCAUUGAAAAAAGUAUUAGAAGCCAAAGAAGAACUUGAGUCAUUGAAAAAGAAAAAAAUUGUACCCGUAACCAAUUAUAGAGAAAAAUAUGAACACCUAAUAGGUAAAGACACUGGUAAAGAAGCGGCAACCAUAGCGAAACCCAGUGAACAAUUUGGUUUGGUACCAACCGCCUUAAAACGAGAUCAAAGGUCAAUCGAGGAAGCGCUAAAUGAUAUUCGGUCAAAGAAGAAACUUAGACAAGAGUUACUAGGAGCAUCGACAAGUGAUUAUAAUUCACAAGAGACCAUUUCAACCUCAAGUGCGUCCAAUGCUCAAGCGGGUAAAGAUGAAGACGAUAGUGAUUAACAAGAAAAUGAAUAUUCUUUGAGGAUAAUUUGUUUCAAAAUAAAAAAAAAGAUGACAAUCAAUUUCUUUUCAAGUAAAAGUAAUUAGGUUUGAUUUAAUUGAAGUAAA
Messenger RNA from Panonychus citri (citrus red mite), 1307 nucleotides. Its product is annotated as sperm-associated antigen 7-like. The transcript has a single exon. Bases 456 to 1199 code for a protein of 247 amino acids. Gene Ontology annotation, molecular function: nucleic acid binding. The record is from RefSeq and is a predicted model, not a curated record. Lineage: Eukaryota; Metazoa; Arthropoda; Arachnida; Trombidiformes; Tetranychidae.